Messenger RNA from Danio rerio (zebrafish), 974 nucleotides. RefSeq names its product plasminogen receptor, C-terminal lysine transmembrane protein (gene plgrkt). Gene Ontology annotation, cellular component: plasma membrane. The record is from RefSeq and is marked validated. Gene Ontology annotation, biological process: positive regulation of plasminogen activation. NCBI's taxonomy places the organism in Eukaryota, Metazoa, Chordata, Actinopteri, Cypriniformes, Danionidae.
GUCAGUGACGUCAGCGCCGUCAGUGCGUCGUGGAGCUCGUGUGUGUGUGUGUGUCUGUGUAUGAGUGUGUGUCCUUGGGCUUUAUUAAACUACAGAAUCAUAUUUAUAAAGGAUGGGUUUCGUGUUGUCCAAAGGCAUGGAGCAGAACUUCCAGAAGCAGCAGGAGUUUAUGCUGCUGAACGCACGGCUGCAGCUGGAGCGUCAGCUGGCGAUGCAGAAUCAGAUGCGUGAGCGUCAGAUGGCGAUGCAGCUCGCCUGGUCCAGAGAGUUCCUCAAGUACUUCGGUUCCUUCUUCGGUUUGGCCACACUGGGGCUCACUGUCGGCGCUGUUAAGAAGAGGAAACCUGCUCUUCUGGCUCCUGUGAUUCCUCUCAGCUUUAUCCUGGUGUAUCAGAUGGACGCGGCGUACGGGACCAUGCUGCAGCGCAUGCGAGCUGAGGCAGAGAGCAUCAUGGUGUCGGAGUGUGAGCGUCUGGAUGUUCCUCAUGGGAUGCCCACUUUCGAGAGCAUCGAGAAAUCACGCAGAGCCAAAGCCCACCUCACCACACUGACGGAGAAAUGAACAACACACACACACACACACACACUCUGACGGAGAAAUAAACAACACACACACACACACACACACACACUCUGACGGAGAAAUAAACAACACACACACACACACACACACUGACGGAGAAAUGAACAAAACACACACACACACUGACAGAGAAAUGAAGAGAAACACGCACACACACUGACACGAUAAAUAUAACACACACACACACACACCAGGUGAUAAACACACACAAAAUACCCGAUAACCUCAUUAUUUGUGUGUGUGUGCGUGCGCGUGUGUGCUGAUUCUCAGGUGUUUGUUCUUGAUUAUUGUCUGAUUAUUGAUAGUGUAAUGUCCGGCAGAUCCUCAUGUAAGUGUUCAGGUGUAAAGCGUGUCCUGAUGAAGUGAUGAGUAAAUCAUCUGUGUGUCGUCA